Messenger RNA from Brassica napus (rape), 1876 nucleotides. RefSeq names its product F-box protein At4g19940-like. Gene Ontology annotation, molecular function: protein binding. NCBI's taxonomy places the organism in Eukaryota, Viridiplantae, Streptophyta, Magnoliopsida, Brassicales, Brassicaceae. The record is from RefSeq and is a predicted model, not a curated record. Bases 1 to 1266 code for a protein of 421 amino acids. The transcript has a single exon.
AUGCCUUUUUCUUUUGACCUAGCAGUCACCUUACAACGGGAGGCACGUAGAAUGAAGAGGAGGUCGAAGAGAAUAAGGAGAAGACAAAGCGACAUAUGCAAGAGCCACGAACCGUGGCAGGAAUUUCCUUCUGAUCUCGUGAUAGAGAUUCUCACGAGACUCCCUGCUAAAUCCCUUAUGAGGCUCAAAUCCGUCUCUAAGCUCUGGUCAACCUUGAUUUGUUCCCAAUAUUUCACCAACCUUUCAUCAGCGCCACGUAUAUACAUGUGGCUGGGCUUCGACAAAGAGAAGAUAUUAGUAUCAUCGUCAUCUUCUCCUGACUUGGACGGUUCUUUUGUAGUUGACCAAGAUUUGACAAUCUCAGCGAUGAAAGGCUACUCCGUCUCUCAUGUUUACCGCGGUUUGAUGUGCUUUACAAAAGGCACAAAUGCACAAAUAUAUAACAGUACCACUAAGAAACUUGUCGUCUUACCUGACAUAGAGGAAUCCAACAUCAUAGCAAAAGAUCACAAGUUUAAUAAGAUCAUAUACCAUAUCGCACACGACCCUGUUCAUGAUCAAUAUAAAGUGGUUUGCAUAGUUUCAAGACUCAAAGUUGUAAAGCUCUUGCUAGAGCAUUGGGUCUUCACACUAGGAGGAGGUGUAUCAAGUCGAUGGAGAAAGAUUCCAUGCACAUGUCCACCACAUAGCCCUUUCACACGAGGAUUGACUAUCAAUGGGAGUAUGUAUUACCUAGCUUUGGUUCCUAAUUCGAUUAAACCCCUGUUUGUGAGAUUCGAUAUUAGUUCUGAAAAACUCAGUGUGCUCCAAAAACCUGAAGAUGCCUUUUGGUGUCGGUAUUAUUAUACUGAGAUUAUAGAAUACGAUGGAAGAAUAGCUAUUUUAGACCAUGCCGAUCUUGUACAUGACGGUGUGAUGGAUCUAUGGGUAAGGGAAGAUGAAGAGAAGAAUAGGUGGUCAAGGAUGAAGCGGGUGUUGCAUCCUUCUCAAAUGAAUAUGAUAAAAACGCAUAUAGUCCAUAACAUGAGUUUGAGGGUACAAGGUACAACUAGAAACGGUGACGUUAUCUUGGUUCCUCAACAUAUAUUUCGUAUUGGACCCGACCAGUUUAACGUUUUACCUCAAGUUACAACUCAUUUCUACGUGUUUCUUUACAACCUACAAAAGAACCAUUUUAGAAAAGUUGAAAUCAAAUCCAACCGCUACAACACCAAAAGAUGGGACGUUGUUGGAUUUGACGAUAUUGAGAACUUAAUGUAUCUCUGAUCGCUUUGUGCGUGUGUGUUUUAUUUUUUUAUUUUAUAUGUUUAUGCAAUCAUUUUAUUUAGUUUUGUUUGGAUGUUUUGCUCAACUAAAGUUUUUUUUAAAAUGAAAUGCAGUUGUGUCUUUCAUAAAGGCUUUAUCAAUGUUUGAUGUUUCGGCUUAUCAAUGUUUGAUGUUUCUUUCUCUCUCCCUUUUCAAACCUUCCAAUCACUGGGAAACAAAAUUUAUUUUCUUCUUUGCAUAUUCGAAAACAAUUUGAUUUACUUUAGAUCUGAUACAAGUUACAUAAAUAUGAUAUAAGCUAACAUAAGAGAUCAAGCGAGUUUCCGAUUCAAGUCAUGCAAUACAAUUACGAGCCCACAGUCGAGGUCACUUGAGUUUUGUUUCUGAUAUGGUGUCUUUGGGAAUUUGAUGACAAUUAUAUACUGUGAUUUUAUAGGUGUUCAAGUUUAGAAAUAAAAACAGCAUUUGGUUUGAUGACAUAAACGAACAUGUGAACAUGUAAAAAAAAACUGUUCAAUUAUCCAUGUAAGAAGUACGAGUGAAGGCUCAGCUGGUACAGGAAACACUGAGAGCAUCAUUAACGGGAGUCUAUUGAUGAGUCUCUCGUCCA